This is a messenger RNA of Salmo salar (Atlantic salmon), 4091 nucleotides long. RefSeq names its product tripartite motif containing 101 (gene trim101). Gene Ontology annotation, molecular function: zinc ion binding. The record is from RefSeq and is a predicted model, not a curated record. Gene Ontology annotation, cellular component: cytoplasm. Lineage: Eukaryota; Metazoa; Chordata; Actinopteri; Salmoniformes; Salmonidae. Gene Ontology annotation, biological process: regulation of microtubule cytoskeleton organization.
AUGGCCUGAAUACAUUAGGGGGCUGCCCACUGGGGGGGUCUUUUCCAGUAACACAACACUCCCAACCCCCCCUGAAAAACACACUCACCCUUCCAUCGCUACAUCCUCGAGAUCUAUCUAUCCCAGUGGAGUGGAUAGUUCAGGAAUAAACACACACACAGUCCUCGCCGUGGACGGUUGGCAGACCAACUAACAUGUACCUAGGGAGAAGGCCUGGACAGAGGAAGGGUGGACUGUUAUGACUGAGAAAGCAGGGAUGGUGGAAGAAGAGGAAGAGUAGACAAGUAGAAAGAAAGAAGACAGAGAGAAGUUCUUGACAGAGUUUCAAGAGGCGCUGUCGAAGAAUCACAACUGGACAUAUUCCACAGUCAGUGUGUUGGCGGUGUGAUCCCUGCUGUCCGAUAGAGGAAGAACAGAGACAGAGAGAAGGGUACUGGUCAGAGACCUGACUGUCUGGCCUGAGUCGACGAGUUAGUCAGUCAGUCCGAUAUUUGUCUUGUGUUUUGGAUCUCAGUCAGACAGGCCGUCCACCAUGUCUGUCCCCCUGGAGCAGGGCUCCUACUCCGGGGACAGGGAGCAGGCAGGUCUGGGGACCCUACAGAGACAGCUCAUCUGCCCUAUCUGUCUGGAAGUAUUCACCAAACCAGUGGUCAUCCUGCCAUGCCAACACAACCUCUGCAGGAAGUGUGCCAACGACCUCUACCAGCCCUCUCUGUUCCAGGUGCGGUCUGGAGGGAGGUUCCGCUGUCCGUCCUGCAGUCAGGAAGUUGUGUUGGACCGUCACGGUGUCUACGGGCUGCAGCGCAACCUGCUGGUAGAGAAUAUUAUUGACGUCUACAAACAGGAGUCCACCAGCUCUAGAUCCCAGUCGUCAAAGCCUGCGGGCCAGCCCACCUGUGAGGAGCACGACGGUGAGAAGGUCAACAUUUACUGCAUCACCUGCCAGGUUCCCACCUGUUCCCUCUGCAAGGUGUUCGGUGCCCACAACACCUGCCAGGUGGCACCGCUAACACAGGUCUACCAGCAGCAGAAGGCUGAGCUGAGUGAGGGGGUUAGCUCCUUGGUGGCAUUGAACGGCCAGGUCCAAGCCUUCAUCAGUGAGUUGGAAGUGACCUGCAAGAAUGUUGAGGACAACUGUAAGACCCAGAAGCAGACAGUGUGUGAGAAGUUUAACCGUUUGCUCGCCAUCCUGGAGGAGCGACAGAGGAUCAUGAAGCAGCGAGUCACGUACGAGCAGGAGGAGAAGACGGGCCACGCACGUUCGCUGGUGCGAUCCUACAGAGAGAGCGUAGAGACCAACACCAAACUGGUAGAGACUGCUACGACCACCAUGGAGGAACCUGAGAUGGCUGCCUUCAUGAAGAUGGCAAAAGACUUGAUUGUAAAGGUGAAUGAGGCAUCCAGUACCUGCAUCGUGGAGACCCUGGAGCCUGGUUAUGAGAACAUGGACCACUACAGGGUCAACUUCAACGCAGAGAAGAGGGCUCUGUACAAGUUGGACUUCAUCAAAGUGGAGGAGGAGGGAGAGGAGGUUCCUGAGGCAGAACCAGAGCCGGAACCAGAAUGUGAACCAGUUCUGGACCUAAAACCGGAGACCGUUCUGGAACCAGCAACAGUUCAUGAACCAGUGGCACUGCCAGUACUGGUGCAAGAACUAGAGCCAGAAUCAGUACCACAGCCGGUGCCGGUGCUGGUGGAAGACCUACGGACAGAACCAGAGCAGGUGCCAGUGACAAAGCGACAGCUAGUUCCAGAACAUGUGGCAGUUCUAGAACCAGUAGCAUUUCCAGAACAUGGGACAGUUCUAGAACCAGUAGCAUUUCCAGAACAUGGGACUGUUCUAGAACCAGUAGCAUUUCCAGAACAUGGGACUGUUCUAGAACCAGUAGCAUUUCCAGAACAUGGGACAGUUCUAGAGCCGCUGGGAGUUCUAGAACCAGAGUCGGCAUCCAGUCAGGUCCUGGAUGCAGAGCCUGUGUUGGAGCUGAAGACAGUGGGAGAGUGUUGGGGACUGAAGGACCCAGCAGAGCUGACAGAGCAGGUCAGGGAUCAAGCAGAGGGGUGUGAUGCAGACAUGCUGAAAGAGGAGUUCUGUGACCAAGGGGGCUUAAAUACACAACAGGCUGUCACACUCUUCUUCUUCAUCCUGGCCCUGGUGAUCAUGCUGCAGACUGUGUGGGCCCACAUCAAGAGCCUUGCUUUUAUAUAGCAGAGAACAGCAGCAGGAUUCACACUACAACCUGGUUGAUAAUACUAAGAUUGAGCCUGGGUCAGAGAACCCCACACCACAGGCAGGUGGUCCCUCCUCCAACUCCUCCCCCUCCUCUCCUUCUUCCAGUGAGUCCCCUUGUCUCAGCUUCUCUUCCUCCUGGCUCAACGCUCUCUCCAAGAAGAAGAAAUGAAGAAGAGAUUGUCUGUACCACAGAGGGCCUGUCUGAACCAUCGUGGCUACAGAGGGCCUGUCUGAACCAUCGUGGCUACAGAGGGCCUGUCUGAACCAUCGUGGCUACAGAGGGCCUGUCUGAACCAUCGUGGCUACAGAGGGCCUGUCUGAACCAUCGUGGCUACAGAGGGCCUGUCUGAACCAUCGUGGCUACAGAGGGCCUGUCUGAACCAUCAUAGCUACAGAGGGCCUGUCUGAACCAUCGUGGCUACAGAGGGCCUGUCUGAACCAUCGUGGCUACAGAGGGCCUGUCUGAACCAUCAUAGCUACAGAGGGCCUGUCUGAACCAUCGUGGCUACAGAGGGCCUGUCUGAACCAUCGUGGCUACAGAGGGCCUGUCUGAACCAUCGUGGCUACAGAGGGCCUGUCUGAACCUUCAUAGCUACAGAGGGCCUGUCUGAACCAUCGUGGCUACAGAGGGCCUGUCUGAACCAUCGUGGCUACAGAGGGCCUGUCUGAACCAUCGUGGCUACAGAGGGCCUGUCUGAACCAUCAUGGCUACAGAGGGCCUGUCUGAACCAUCGUAGCUACAGAGGGCCUGUCUGAACCAUCGUGGCUACAGAGGGCCUGUCUGAACCAUCGUGGCUACAGAGGGCCUGUCUGAACCAUCGUAGCUACAGAGGGCCUGUCUGAACCAUCGUGGCUACAGAGGGCCUGUCUGAACCAUCGUGGCUACAGAGGGCCUGUCUGAACCAUCGUGGCUACAGAGGGCCUGUCUGAACCUUCAUAGCUACAGAGGGCCUGUCUGAACCAUCGUGGCUACAGAGGGCCUGUCUGAACCAUCGUGGCUACAGAGGGCCUGUCUGAACCAUCGUGGCUACAGAGGGCCUGUCUGAACCAUCGUGGCUACAGAGGGCCUGUCUGAACCAUCAUAGCUACAGAGGGCCUGUCUGAACCAUCAUAGCUACAGAGGGCCUGUCUGAACCAUCGUGGCUACAGAGGGCCUGUCUGAACCAUCGUGGCUACAGAGGGCCUGUCUGAACCAUCGUGGCUAGAGGGCCUGUCUGAACCAUCGUAGCUACAGAGGGCCUGUCUGAACCAUCGUGGCUACAGAGGGCCUGUCUGAACCAUCGUGGCUACAGAGGGCCUGUCUGAACCAUCGUGGCUAGAGGGCCUGUCUGAACCAUCGUGGCUACAAAGGGGACAGGACAGGCCAGGCAGAGACAAGGCCAAGAUGGUUGAAACUUCAAUGAUGUCAAAUUCUUCUAAUUAAAUGAUUUUUAACGUCGAGAGCUGCAUGUGUUUUCCCAGGCACACAGAGAAAAGCAUACUAAAUAUUCACUGACUAUUCUGCAGGUCUUAAAUCUGGUACCUUCUGUAAGUUAUUGUGCUCAUGUACACUAUGUGUUGGGAUAGAUACGAUUUAAAUAUCUCUUCAUUAUUUGUUCUACUUCAUUGAUUGUUAUUAUCGUGUGAUGCAUGAAGGGUCUAUCCAGUGGGCGUGUUAUCUGUUGGGACAUUUUCUUUAGCAUAUCUAGUUGUUGUUGUUCUGGCGUUGCACCGAUACAUGAUAAAUUGUCGUUUUCACUCUACUUGUUAAUCCCUGUUUACAGCACCUUCAGAAAGUUUUCACACCCACUUGACUUUUUCCACAUUUUGUUGUGCCACAGCUUGAAUUUUAAAUUGAUUAAAUUGAGAUUUUUUUGGG